Neomonachus schauinslandi (Hawaiian monk seal) is the source of this 1376-nucleotide messenger RNA. It is a transcript of the gene BAMBI, whose product is annotated as BMP and activin membrane bound inhibitor. Gene Ontology annotation, molecular function: frizzled binding. Gene Ontology annotation, biological process: positive regulation of canonical Wnt signaling pathway; transforming growth factor beta receptor signaling pathway; negative regulation of transforming growth factor beta receptor signaling pathway. The transcript is spliced from 3 exons. Bases 172 to 954 code for a protein of 260 amino acids. The record is from RefSeq and is a predicted model, not a curated record. Lineage: Eukaryota; Metazoa; Chordata; Mammalia; Carnivora; Phocidae.
CCCCUCCAGCCGCGCUCCAUGCUCCGGCCGCGGCCCGGCCCCUCGCCCGGUCGCUGACGGCGCCCGCCGCCCCGGGGAGCCCCCAUGCACUGCGCGCUCCGGGAGCCGUAGGCUGCAGUUGCGCCGCGGCUCCGGGAGCCGGCGGGGGCGCCGCGGCCGUGGGGGGCGUCAAUGGAUCGCCAUUCCAGCUACAUCUUCAUCUGGCUGCAGCUCGAACUCUGCGCCAUGGCCGUGCUGCUCACCAAAGGUGAAAUCAGAUGCUACUGUGAUGCUGCCCACUGCGUGGCAACUGGCUAUAUGUGUAAGUCGGAGCUGAGCGCCUGCUUCUCUAGGCUUCUUGAUCCUCGGAACACAAACUCCCCGCUCACCCAUGGCUGCCUGGAUUCUCUUGCAAGCACAGCAGACAUUUGCCAAGCCACACAGGCCCGAAACCACUCAGGCACCACCAUGCCCACAUUGGAAUGCUGUCACGAAGAUAUGUGCAAUUACCGAGGGCUGCAUGACGUGCUCGCCCCUCCCAAGGGGGAGGCCUCAGGACAAGGAAACCGCUAUCAGCAUGACGGCAGCAGGAACCUCAUCACCAAAGUGCAGGAGCUGACUUCCUCCAAAGAGCUGUGGUUCCGGGCGGCCGUGAUCGCCGUGCCCAUCGCCGGCGGCCUGAUUCUGGUGUUGCUGAUCAUGUUGGCCUUGAGGAUGCUCCGAAGUGAGAACAAGAGACUGCAGGAUCAGCGGCAGCAGAUGCUGUCCCGUUUGCACUACAGCUUCCAUGGACACCAUUCCAAAAAGGGGCAGGUAGCCAAGCUAGACUUGGAGUGCAUGGUGCCGGUAAGCGGCCAUGAGAACUGCUGUGUGACCUGUGACAAGAUGAGACAAGCGGACCUCAGCAAUGAGAAGAUCCUCUCGCUCGUCCACUGGGGCAUGUACAGUGGGCACGGGAAGCUGGAGUUCGUAUGACGGGGGCUGACCCCGAACCGAAGUUCAUGGGCGCUGGAAAGCUUGGGGUUCUGCUGGACAGGAGCACUUUAUCUGAAGAAAAACGAACUCACGGACUCACCUUCGAGAGACAGAAUGACCUCUGCAAACAGAAUCUUGGAUAUUUCUUCUGAAGGAUUAUUUGCACAGACUCUUUAAAUACAGUCAAAUGUAUUAUUUGCUUUAAAAUGAUAAAAAGCAACGAGAAGACUACGUACACACUGUUACCAGGGUUAUUUGCAUCUGAGCGAGCUGGAAUCGAGUACCUAAAUAAACUAAAAUGUGCUCUGUGUAAGCUCCAACAUCUUGAUUUAUUGUAAAGAUUUAAAAAUAUAUAUAUAUAUAUAUUUUGUCUGAAAUUUAGCGGUGUCUUGUCAUAAAUUAAAAACUAAGUGGGAUGCAUA